Marmota monax (woodchuck) is the source of this 3494-nucleotide messenger RNA. It is a transcript of the gene Ccr8, whose product is annotated as C-C motif chemokine receptor 8. Gene Ontology annotation, biological process: G protein-coupled receptor signaling pathway; positive regulation of cytosolic calcium ion concentration; chemotaxis. The transcript is spliced from 2 exons. Bases 87 to 1208 code for a protein of 373 amino acids. Lineage: Eukaryota; Metazoa; Chordata; Mammalia; Rodentia; Sciuridae. Gene Ontology annotation, cellular component: membrane. Gene Ontology annotation, molecular function: C-C chemokine receptor activity. The record is from RefSeq and is a predicted model, not a curated record.
AGAAAGUUACAUGAAUGACAGUGACAGUCAGAGGUACUGCAAAGUCAUAUAAAAAAAAUGUGUGGACACAGGAGGACUGAGAAGAAAUGAGCCACACAGAAACCUCCAGAACGAAGGGUCUAUUAAGGUCCCCUGCCUUGAUGGAUUAUACCCUUGAGCCCAACCUGACGGUGACGUCCGACUACUACUAUCCUGACACCUUCUCGAGCCCCUGCGAUGGGGAACUUAUCCAGAGAGACAGCAAGUUGCUUCUUGCCAUCAUCUACUGCUUCCUGUUUGUAUUUGGCCUUCUGGGAAACAGCCUGGUUAUCCUGGUCCUUGUGGUCUGCAAGAAGCUGAGGAGCAUCACGGACAUAUACCUCUUGAACUUGGCCUUGUCUGACCUGCUUUUUGUCUUUUCCUUCCCCUUUCAGACCCACUAUCAGCUGGAUCAGUGGGUAUUUGGGACCGUCAUGUGCAAGGUGUUCUCUGGUUUUUAUUACAUUGGCUUCUUCAGCAGCAUGUUCUUCAUCACCCUCAUGAGCAUGGACAGGUACCUGGCUGUUGUCCACGCCGUGUAUGCCAUAAAGGUGAGGACGGUCAGGACGGGCACAGUCCUGAGCCUGGCAGUGUGGCUGAUCACCAUGAUCGCCACUGGCCCAUUGCUAGUAUUUUACCAGGUGGCCUCUGAAGAUGGUGUUCUCCAGUGUUAUUCAUUUUACAAUCAACAGACAUUGAAGUGGAAGAUCUUCAUCCACUUUGAAAUAAACAUCUUAGGCUUGUUGAUCCCAUUCGCCAUCCUCCUGUUCUGCUAUGCCAGGAUCCUGCACCAGCUAAAGACUUGCCAAAACCACAACAAGACCAAGGCCAUCAAGUUGGUGCUUAUUGUGGUCAUCGCAUCUUUACUCUUCUGGGUCCCAUUCAACGUGGUCCUCUUCCUCACGUCCCUGCACGACAUGCACGUCUUGGAUGGGUGCAUCCUGAACCAGCAGCUGAUUUAUGCCACCCAUGUCACAGAAACCAUUUCCUUCACUCACUGCUGUGUGAACCCUGUUAUCUAUGCUUUCAUGGGUGAGAAGUUCAAGAAAUGCCUCUCAGAAAUAUUUCAGAAAAUUUUCAGCUACAUUUUCCCCUCCAUGGGAAGACAGAUGCCCAGGGAGGGGUGGGAAAGGCGGUCAUCUUCCCACCCUAUGGCCUCCCGCUCCUCCAGCAUAGACUACAUUUUGUAAGGGGGGGGCGUGCCUCCAAGUGUCCUCUGCCUUCAUUGCCACUUUUCUCUAAAGAAAUAAAAAUGACUUCCGUGGGGGCUGUGAAGCCAUGUAGGAAAACUCUUAGGAACUUUGGUUUAAGAUACAGACAUAUUUUAUAUAUUUAAUCCAUUCCUACUAUUGCAAGUUAAUCUCAACUUUCAAAAACAUUGGUACUAUUCUGGAAAUAUUCUACAUAUUCCACUUUUUUUAUUUUUUAGCUUUAGGAGGAUGCAAUAUCUUUAUUUUAUGUUUAUGUGGUGCUGAGGAUUGAACCCAGUGCCUCAUGCAUGCUAGGAGGGCACUCUACUGCUAAGCCACAACCCCAGCCCCUCGACUACUAAUUUUAAUGCUAGCAGUAGGGUAUUUUUUUAAAAAAAUAUUCUUAAUCCGGUGCAGUGGUGCACACCUGUAAUCCCAGCUACUUAGGAGACUGAGGCAGGAGGGUCACAAGUUUGAGGCCAGCCUCAGCAACUUAGCAAGAACUUGUCUCAAGAGACAAAACAAACCAACGCCUUCCACAAAACCAAACCAUAAUCUUGAUAUUGAAGAACUUCUAUUCUUGCUUCUUUGAUGUCUUUAUUAGGCACAAAUUUAAAUGUUAUCAAAUCCCUUUUUCUUAUCUAUUGAUGUAACCAUAUAAUUUUCCACCACUGUUAAUUUGGUUUAUUACACUGAUUUUAGUAUCUUAAGUCAACCUACAUUUUUCCUGAAAAAUUAAAAAUGACCCUUUGGUCUUGGGAUUCUUAUAUCUGUGUUCAUUAGUCUUGAAGUUUCCUUUCUUUUCAUGACCUGGUCAUAUUUGGCCUCUUAAAAUGUAUUGGGAAGUACGCCCCUUUUCUCCAGUUUCUGAAACACUUUGUGUACAAAUUUGAUAUGAUGUCCUCCUUGAAUGUUUGGUAGAAUUCACCAAUGAAUUUAUCUGGGGUUCCUCUCCAGGAGAAUUUCAAAUUAUGCACACAUGUUCGGUGACAGUCUAUUCAGUUUCCCCUCCCUUCCUUCUCUUUUUUCUAUCACCAGCCCUUUCCAUUUUUAUAUCGUGAGACAGGGUCUUACCAAGAUUCCAAGGCUGGCCUUGAACUUGCAAUCCUCUUGACUCCUUCUCCCAAGUUGCUGAGAUUACAGGCAUGCCUGGAUAGACUAUUCAGAUUUUUUAGUUUUGCUUGUCUCAGUUUUGAAAAGUUGUGAUUUCAUUUUAUUUGUCAAGUCUACUAGCAUUAUACUGUCCUUAAUAUUUUCUCAUUACCUUUUAAAUACAUGAGGAGCUAAGUAAUGUCCCUUUUCAGCCCUGACACUGACAACUAGUGUUCUCUUUCUCUUUUAGAUCAGUCUUUGGGGCUUAUCAGUUGUAUUAAUCGUUUAAAAGAACCAGCUUUGGCUUUGUUGGUUUCCUGCCUCAUCUGUUCCUUGAUUUCUGCUCUUAUCUUCAUCUUUUUUGCUUUCUUUGAGCUUAAUUUACUGUUUUAUAUUAGUUUCUUGAAAUAAAACCUUCCAUCAUUAAUUGCCAAUUGUUGUUCAUAUAUUUAAAUCUACAAGCUGAGUGCAGUGGUGCAUGCCUAUAAUCCUAGCAGUCUGGGAGGUUGAGGCAGGAGGAUUGUGAGUCAGUCUCAGCAACUUAGUGAGGCCCUAAGCAAUUCUGUUUCUAAAUAAAAUUUAAAAGGGGCUGGGGAUGUUGUUCAGUGGUAAAACACUCCUGGGUUCAAUACCCAAUACAACAACAAAAAAAAAUCUACAAAAUUCCCUUAAAGCACUGCCUUAGGUGUAUCGUGUACAUUUUAAUGUAAUAGAUCUUCAUUAUUUUUUCAGUUUAAAUUAUUUUCUAUUUUCCAUUAUGUUCUCCUGCUUAUAAUCAUGAGUUACUUAGAAAUUAAUUUUAAAUUUUGAAACAUAUGCAGACUCUAUAUAUGUGUUCACUUUCAGUUAUUUGAAAUUUGUUGAGAAUUAUUUUAUGAUGCAAGAUUUGGUUUGUUUCAAUAAGUGUUGCAUUACACUUAAAAAGAAUGGCCAUAGUAGGGAGGGAAAGGGGGUCAUGAACUGAAAUCAAUUUCCAUGCAUGUAUGAGUUUAUUGGGACGAAACCAACUACUAUGUUUAAAUAUAAAGCUCUGAGGGAAAAAAGAAAGAAAAAGAAUGGUUGUAUUCUGAAGUUGUUGUCCAUAGCUGAUUAAUUAGAUUGUUCAAGACUUCUAUACUCUUGCAGGCUUUUUCUUUUGCUUACUCUGUGAGUAACUAAGAGAAGUACAUUAAAAUCUCUAGCUGUGGUUGUGAA